Messenger RNA from Toxotes jaculatrix (banded archerfish), 2593 nucleotides. It is a transcript of the gene hsf1, whose product is annotated as heat shock transcription factor 1. Gene Ontology annotation, biological process: regulation of DNA-templated transcription. The transcript is spliced from 15 exons. Gene Ontology annotation, molecular function: sequence-specific DNA binding; DNA-binding transcription factor activity. The coding region runs from base 302 to 1996 and encodes 564 amino acids. The record is from RefSeq and is a predicted model, not a curated record. NCBI's taxonomy places the organism in Eukaryota, Metazoa, Chordata, Actinopteri, Toxotidae.
ACAAGCAGCUCGCUACGCAGUUGUUAGUUUGCUGGGGUUUGUUGUAAUUUUCCACCGCGGCGUUUAAAUCAGAACAGACUUUAAUAAACCGCCUGUAGACCAGAGGAAACCGACAGAGUCCAGCAGCGGGACACACCCCUCGGUGACCGGGACCACAUCUGUCCGGUUUCCUGUUGCGGUUUGUUCGAUAGUUUGAGUGGCGGGUGGAGCUAACAGAAUGCUAACAAGUAGCACUGUUAGCUCAGAUUAGCCUCGGUGUUUCAGAUUACUAAUCCGGUGUAAAUUCGAUUUUAUUUCUCUGAUGGAGUAUCCCGGAGGAGGUGGAGGUGGGGUGGGGCAGAGCGGAGGGAACGUCCCUGCCUUCCUCACCAAACUGUGGACUCUGGUGGAGGACCCGGACACCGACCCGCUCAUCUGCUGGAGCCCGAGUGGAACCAGCUUCCAUGUGUUUGAUCAGGGUCGGUUCUCUAAAGAAGUUCUACCAAAGUUCUUCAAACACAACAAUAUGGCCAGCUUCAUCAGACAGCUGAACAUGUAUGGCUUCCGUAAGGUGGUGCACAUCGAGCAGGGCGGUUUGCUGAAACCAGAGAGAGACGACACGGAGUUCCAACAUCCGUUCUUCAUCAGAGGACAAGAACAGCUGCUGGAGAACAUCAAACGCAAAGUCACCAACGUCUCCUCAGUGCGGCAGGAAGAAGUGAAGAUCUCUGCUGAUGAAGUAAACAAAAUCCUGAACGACGUGCAGCUGAUGAAGGGAAAACAGGAAACCAUCGACUCCAGGAUCAUCGCCAUGAAACAUGAGAAUGAGGCUCUGUGGCGGGAGGUGGCCGUCCUGAGACAGAAACAUGCUCAACAACAGAAAGUCGUCAACAAGCUGAUCCACUUUCUGGUGUCUCUGGUCCAAACCAACAGGAUCCUGGGAGUCAAAAGGAAGAUUCCUCUGAUGCUCAACGACUCCAGCUCCGCCCACUCCAUGCCUAAAUACAGUCGUCAGUUCUCUUUGGAGCACAUGCAGGCUGCAGCUAGUCUGUUCCCGCCCGACUCCCCGGUGACCUCUGGACCGAUCAUCUCUGACAUCACUGAGGUGACCACGCCCACUGCAGAGAAUGUGGUUAGCGAUUGGACGGACGCAGGAGAGAGCCAGUCAGUUAACGUCAAAGAGGAGCCGUCCAGUCCAGAGGUGGAGGUGUGUCCUGUUCUGGAGGGUGGGGCUACACCUGUAGACACGCCUCUCUCCCCCACCACCUUCAUCAAUUCCAUCCUACAGGACAACGAGACUCAGCCGUCUCCCAACACCUCCACCACCAACCCUACACCAGGUACACACCCCCCCGCCACCAACCCUACACCAGGUACACACCCCCCCGCCACCAACCCUACACCAGCCAUUGUUGUAAAGAGCCCCGCCUCCUCAGAGCCCCUCCCAUCUGCCCCAACCAACCAAUCACCUGCCUCCAUUCCCAUCCCAAACCCCAGCCCCACCACAGCUCAGCAGAGAUGUCAGACCAUCGCCUGUAUUGACAGACCCCGCCCCCCUCCCUCUGCAGGUGGACUCUCACCUGACGUUUGGUGCUUCGUAUCAACACAAGCUGACAAGUCUGAACUGUCUGACCACGUUGACAAUAUUGACAACGGCCUAGAGAACCUGCAGAACAUGCUGAACACACAAACCUUCACCUUCGACACCUCCCCGCUCAUCGAGUUUUUCAGUUCCCCCUGUUCUUCAGGAGACUUUGACCUCGACAGUUUGGACACUCUGCUGUCUGAAGAAGCUCCUAAAGGAAGUGAUGAAAACACCAACAACACAGGGAAGCAGCUGGUGCAGUACAUGGCCACACCUGUCUUGAUGUCUGAACCAGUCAGCUUGGAGGAGGGCGGGGCCGACCUGCCGUCCCUGCUGGAGCUGGAGGCGGAGCCUUUCUUCGCCUCAGACCCGCCCACUGAUGACACAACAGCCGCCCUGCUGAAACACACCCACCUGGACUCUGACCUCUGACAUCAUCAAAAAUGUGAUGACUCAUCAGUAACCACAGCAACAGGAUAGUCUGAGUGCUGACUCAGCAGCAGCAAUAGACAAUGAUGAAAUGGAUCAGCUGAUCAGAGUAGGUCAGAGGUCAUGGUUUUAGUAUGCAGAUGUUAUUGAUCCAUAUUAACCCUUUAUAUACCUGUCGUCUUCUUCUCUUUUAUUUUAGCUUUCGUUUCUUUGCUGCUUUAAUCAAAUCGUUUGUUUGACGCUCGCUGUUUAAAAACACUUCAGAGAACCAGGGUCACGUCUGUACCUGCCCGUCCAAUCACACGCAGCUCUGUCAGUGUAGAUGACAUCGCUCAACACAUGAAGUGCAUGGACAGGUGAGGCUGGAUCAUGUGACCCAGGUGUUUUGUUGUGCAUGUUGAAGUCAGAGUUUAUGGCUGUCUUUGUUUUCAUGUAGAAAAUAUAACGAAGAGAAUCUGAAUAUUUUUGGAAAAGAUUAUUAUGAAUGAGAAGCCCCCCCCCCCCAUAACCUGUUACCAUGGGGACAUCACGGAUGCGGUCUGUCUGAUCCGUGUCAGAUCAGUGUGAUUGAUCCACAUUAAACUGGUUUGUUUAUCAGUG